AUGGCGUCAGCAUUAUCCACUUAUGUGAGCAAAGAUUUAUUUACUGAUGAGCGUUUAACAAUUUUAUUUAUUCCGGACGAGGUUAUUUCAGAGCAUGAAUCAACAUUAUAUCAAUUAUUCAAUAAUAGUGAUGAUUUUAUAAAACAUGUAGAAAAUAAAUUAGACAAACAAGUAACUGUGAUAAUGGUUUUACGUUUAUUACCGGUUGAUAGUAUAAAACCAUUUUUAGCGAAUUUAGAAUCAUUAGUACAAAUAAUUGCGUUACAUAUUUUUUGCACAAAUGUCGAACUUUAUACUCUAUUAAAAGCCGAGUACAGAAAAGUUCAAAGCAUUACAAAUAUUGAAUUUGACAUAAACGUCCAAGUAAAUGAAAUUAUUCAUAAACUUUGCCACUCUAACUUAAAUUAUUUCAAGCAAAUUGCAAACAUUCACAAGGCACAGGAUGAACCCGCAUGUCAAAGAACAGUUGUUCAUGAAGAAAGAAAGAUGAUAGCUUGUUUAAAAAGAAGAAUAGAUCAUGGACUACAUGAUAUUAAAAAGAAAAUGAAUAAAUUACAACGACAUGAACGUGUGUAUGAGCGUCAAAAGAGAGACUUAGAUAGAAGAGAUUCGGAGCUGAGUAAUGAAGAAAAAAAUAUACCUGACAGGAAUCCAACACAAGUUUCAAUUUAAUAGGUAAGUUGUUGACAAAUUAAAACCGAUACUUACAUUACAUUUUAAUUUAUUUUACUUUUUUUGUAUGUUUCCAUAAUGUUCAUAUUUCAACAUGUUUAAGGGGGGGGGGGGGGGGGGGGGGGGGGGGGGGGGGGGGGGGGGGGGGGGGGGGGGGGGGGGGGGGGGGGGGGGGGGGGG
This is a messenger RNA of Didymodactylos carnosus, 852 nucleotides long. The record is from the annotation of a GenBank genome assembly. NCBI's taxonomy places the organism in Eukaryota, Metazoa, Rotifera, Eurotatoria, Philodinida, Philodinidae.